Messenger RNA from Plasmodium fragile, 12711 nucleotides. RefSeq lists its product as uncharacterized. The record is from RefSeq and is a predicted model, not a curated record. The coding region runs from base 1 to 12711 and encodes 4236 amino acids. Gene Ontology annotation, cellular component: plasma membrane; cytoplasm. NCBI's taxonomy places the organism in Eukaryota, Apicomplexa, Aconoidasida, Haemosporida, Plasmodiidae. Gene Ontology annotation, biological process: phosphatidylinositol phosphate biosynthetic process; phosphatidylinositol-mediated signaling. The transcript has 7 exons. Gene Ontology annotation, molecular function: 1-phosphatidylinositol 4-kinase activity.
AUGGGGAAAUACAAUCUGGAGGAAACACACAGAGCUCUGAAGGAUGUGAACAUAGAGAACAUAUUUAAGCAUGUGAUCCCCUGCGGGAUAGGUGGAAGGAAGAAAACGGCGCUGAUUUUUUACCUUUGUAACUCCCUGGAGGAGAGGCACUUGGAACGCAACAACGUCUUGGUGCUGUACCUGAGUCUGCUUCCAUCCUUCGAAGGUCACCUCGGGGAAGUAUUCCAAAGAAGAGCAUCCGCAGGGAGGAAACAACAGAGGGGCCACCUUUAUGAGGAGGAAUCCGAAUUGCGAUUGGGUCUGAAAUUGAGCAAACUGAAUUUGCUGUUUAGCUACAUCAUCACUCAUGUCUCCUAUUUCGUGUCGCUCAGUAGGAAGUACUACAAAGAGGACACCUCACUCGAGCUCUUCGUUCAGCAUAUGCACAUACUCACAUUUGUGACUCUACAAAAAUUUGUAUUCCAGAAAAAAAAAAAAAGUCCACUGGAAAAAUUAAUAACUCUGAAUUAUUUGAAAAUAUUAUUAACUUUCUUAAUUAACAUUUACAAGUACAAAAUUUAUGAAGUUUUAAAUGAAGCAAAGUUGUACAUGAUUUCCAAGUUUAUUUUUUUAAUUAUUUUUUGUUUUUGUCAUAUACGGGAGAACUCCAAGACGGAAAAAUUAUUUAUUUGUUUUUACGAUUAUGUCUACCAUGUGUCUGAGAUUUUCAUUAGCAGAUAUUUAUACCACCUGGGGAGGAAGGGCAAGGGUGCCAAUGAGCUGUUGGUGUAUUACCAAAACAUGAUCAGCUAUGUGUGUGACUAUAUGAGCAAGCUCAAGGUUUUGAAACAUGUGGAGAGGUACAUUUUGAAUAGUGGGAAGAGCCCCUUUUACAGUGUUACUCUGCUCAAUGUAGUGAAGAACACCGUUGAUCGGCACUUGCUGCGCCCGGAGGGGGGCGAAGCUGCUCCUUUGAUGACGUUGAGGAGGAAAGAGGUAUCUGAGCCGAGCCCACACGAGGGGAGUAGUCCCUUAACGGAUGAACAAAAUGGAGAGAACGGCAGCAUCCUCUUGAUGCACAGCAAAACGGUUAGCCAAUUCGUAUUUUUGAAGCUACUCCGAUUGGUGGAAAUCCUGUUAGUGAAGAAAAACAGAAUAUAUUUAACCGUGUAUUUACAUGAGACAAUCGGUAGGGUGACCAAGUCGAUGAUGGAAGAACUUUUCCUCAUUGUUAAAGGAGGUGAUGAGAGGAAGAGCAACAACAACUACAUGAUGAUGACAUACGACCGAUUGUUCUAUCUGUACGAGUACUACUGUAACACCCUUUUUUAUAUAAUAAACCGAAGUGAAAAGAAAAAAAUACGAGAAAAAAGAGGGGAGUUCAGCAGCUCAGCCACUACCAAUACGGCCUACAUGUACCUGCUCAACAGCUGCAUUUUUAACUUGUACGAAAUUUAUCCAAUGCUAAUUCUUCUCCUGAAUGUAACCCCAAAUGAGGUACAAGCCAUUUUGGAACAUAAUAAAUUUUCCUUCGUUAACAAAAUGUUACGUUUCCACGUCGGAGAAAUGCAAGUCACUCGAAUUGUAAACCUGUCCAUAUUCUUCUUUGACGUGGUAUUGAAAAAUGUGAUGAGGACUCCAGCGGUGGGGCAUUACGCCUUCACCAUUUUGAAGUGCCUCCUUUGGAAUGAUAAAAAGUUAAGUAAAUUUUUUCAAACAGUGCUGGGGACGUAUGGUGGGAAGACAGGCGGAUGUGCCAUCAUCGGGUGGGAGCAGCAUGUUGUUCCUCGUGGAAACUCUUUGGAGGUGGCAGAUCGAACCAAACAGAAUGAGGAGGACCCCCAACCUGAGUAUGAGCACAAUGAUGUUUUAGCACCUGACGAGGGGAAUGUUUUAAAGAGAGCUUCCCUGAGUAGUGCCAAUUUGGUUGUAGACGAAAGGAACAGUUUUGUCAUGCAGGUGAAUAACUACGUAAGGUUGAAUUGGGCCCAUUUGGGGGGAGAAGCAGCCAUUGGGCGGUUGUCCUCGUGGAGCACAAGUGACGUGGCGGAGGGUGCAGAGGUGAGGGACGAAUUGGGUCGGCUAAAGCGCAUCAGUAGGAGCAGUACGAACCGGAGUAGCACCAACAGGAGUAGCUUUAACGGAUGCUUCCCCAACAGGGACCAUCCCCGCUGCAGCCGCGGAGCUGCCCGAGGAAGAGAAGAAGUUUAUACCAAGGUGUACUUCCCUCUGCUGAUGAAGCAUCUCCUGUCACAACUAAUAAAACGAAAAAGAAAAAAAAAGGUCCACGAUGAUGUGGAGAGCAACUGUAAGAACUACUUAGGGAUAUACAUUAACAAGCUGCACUACUACUGCAACAAUAUUUUUACUUACAAGGCCAUGUUUAAGCAUAACUUCAGCUCAUUUGUGAAGAGCCAUAUGGCGAAGAAGAAAAGACACCUGAUUGAGAACAUGACGUUUUUUAAUAGAAUGUUUAGCUUAUAUAGUAGCAAAAAAAAAGGCAGUGAAAAGAAAAAAAAAAAAAAUUUUUUCUUCACAAAUAAGACCUUUGUUAUGUCGACCCUAGAGAAGAAAAACAGCUACUCAAAUUAUACCUUUCUGAGGAAAAUUUUAAAUUACAAGAUUUCGUCCUUUGACAAUGAGCAUUAUUAUUUGAGCUUUUUAUUUAAUUUAAAAUUUUUGCACAACCUGAAUGAUUAUAUGAAUGAGUACUUUUUACUGAAGAAGAAACAGUUAAACAGGAAAGUUAUUUUUAAUAUCAGUUUGAAUAUAAAAGGGAAAGUAAAAAAGAUGAAGCCUGUGCCGAAUGAUUUGUAUGACUACCCGCUGGGCCCCUUUGGACAGAGCGACUUAAAAAGACUGAGCAAGAGUGAAAUCAUCGUUAAAGAUUUUUGGGCCAAUAAAGGGUGCAGAUAUUUGCGAGACAAGAAAAGAGAAAAAAAGGAGGAAGGGAAUUUGUUACUCCAUUUUUUAUUUAUAAAUUACAAUUAUUGCGUUUCCAAGCAAGACGCUGGUGAACACAUGAAUCGUUUCUUCCUCCUCAUUUUGAAGUCCUUCGAGAGCGUAAUGCCGUAUGUACACAUAUAUAAGUACAUUUGUGCGCUAUUGCUUUUUCUCAUUUCUUUCGUGGAGAGGAAGCCUCUGCCCCGCAGGGAUGUCCUUCGCGUGGGGGGAGGAGGGAGCGGAACGGUAAACUGCUUGAGGAACACGAUAGAACUUGGUGGGAAGGUGAAGAAGAGCAAUUCUAUCUCGUACGCUAGAACCCCUUCUCAGGAGGGACACGAUGCAAGUAAGGCUUCGCCUGUACGGGGUAACGCGAUGAGAGGAGUUUUUUUACAAGGAGUAGCAAAGGAAUAUGCGAGAAUGGAGGAAGACGUGAUGAGGGACAUGAAGCGGGUAGAAGUAGGGGGGCAUAAUCUCCCACCGAGUAAAUGCCCCCUGUUGCAGCGAGGAAGUAAUCGCAAGGCGGCUCUGAAGGUACUGAUGGGGAUGAUGGAUCGGCUGAAGACACACCUGUUCAGCAACACCUUCCACUACCUGUACGAAGACGUGAAGAAGUAUAACAAGUAUGUAGAGAUGCUGUCUCUGUACUUUUACAAGUUUUACUUCACUUUGCUUUACCAGGAAAUUUACCAGACGGAUUAUCUCCAUGGUAAGGAGGUAGAUUUAAUCAAGAGCAAAAUAGCAGAAAUAACCCCCAUUUUGAGUAUCAAAUAUUUAAACAAGAACAACAUACAUAGUGUGUGCAAAAUUGAAAUUAUAAAAUCAGUUAAUGAGGAUCGAACGGAAAAUAAUGAGCAAGUGGAGGUGAACAAUAACGAUGUGGAAAAAUUAUAUGUAAUAAUAAUGCACUACAUAGAAAGUAUGAGGAGGAAGGAAUGUAUUCUUUACUCUCUUUACCUACUUAUUGAUAAAGGCAUUUUCAGAAAUAAAUUUAUACACAAGAAUGUGAAAAAGUUAAUUCAUUUUAAAAUAUACAUUUUCCUACAAGACAUGAGAGAAUUUCACGACUACAGUGUUAUCUUUUGUACUUUUUUUUUACAAAUGAAUAUAAUGAGUUAUAAUAAAAUAAUCCGGAAUUAUAUUUAUUUUAUAUUUGAUCAGAUUUUCAAAUUAAAAUUUAAUAUUUUAUUUGAUGGAGUCUUUUUAAUUUGUUUUUUGAAAAACCUCGAGAAGAGCAGCCUGGAUUAUGCAUCCUCCAAGAUGAUCUACGAGGAGAAAAAAAAAUUUAAAAAUUUUAUGGACAAGAAAAAAAGCACCAUGAUAAAAAUUAUUUACAAAGUGAAUUUAUACAUUACCAUAAAUUAUCUGCUUUUUUUGAAGAUGCUAAAUUGCUGCAAGUUUUUUUUUAAUUUGUAUUCUUUUUUCUACUACGAGUUUUACAUUUUCUGUGUGAACAAGUAUGUGAAGAGGUACCAGGAUAGGGAGCAGGGGGAGGACGAUGAGGAGGAUGGCGACGAUGCAGGGGGUUGUUACUACGAGAGAGUGUCCGAGAUGCGCAGGAUGAAGCAGUUGUGUUCUGCCUCCGUGGACCGGAUCGACAAGGGCACUCAGGGGGUAGGCGGUCUUUCCACUGGUUGUGUGAGCGCUCAGGUAACGGAGCUACUGACGGAGGGGAAGCAGUCGCACGGUUCGCCCCGUCACGAUAUCAGCGACAGGGCCCUAUUGAAGGGUGUGCACUCGACAAGCGGCCUCCUGUCUACGGGGAACAGCGGCGGGCGCUCCAACUACGGAAUAAAUCGCCGAAGGAGGAGGAAAAUGAACUCCAACUUCUUCGAGACGAAUAAGGAGUUUAGCGAGUUUUUUGAAAACAGCAGUGGAGCUUCUCAGCCGGAGGAACAACAUCAACGCAGGCCCCCCCACCCUGUGGUGCGCAGCGAGACACUAAACAACGACUCGAACUACUUCAAGGUGUUAAAAAAGAUUAGAGGAGUAAACACAUUUAUUUUCAACCUCUACGAUAUUAAGAUAAGCAAAAAAGUGCUCUACCACAAAAAACACAUUAAGGAAUAUAUGAACACUAUAAAUUUUGUCAUCACCAUAUUUUUGGCGACCAACAUCAACAGCCUUAAUAUGGAUUCAUUGAAUAAUAAUUACAUGUAUAUAAUAUCGAAAAUUAUUAAAAAGAAUUUCAAAUUUUACUUUUUUUAUUUUUAUUAUAAUAUUUUCAGAACGAAGGGCAAGAGAUUUAAAAGUAUCUACAGCGUCCAUGUGGAUACCGUGGUGAAUAACUCCUUUGAGGGGAGCGCUGCCUUGGCGAAGAGCGGCGAGGUAGGAGGCGGUGACGUGGGAAGAAGCGACGAUGCUGGAACAGGCGCCAACAUAUGCAAGCUUAGAGUUAAGAACAAAUAUAUAUACGUCUUGUAUACUCUAUCUACCAUCCUCUCCGUGUACAAUUACAAAUACGCAUUUUUCAAUUAUUAUUUUUUUGUCUUUUACAAGUUUGUGAAAAUGUUGGCCAAGAUGACUGCAAAGUCCAUAUGGGUUGGAAAUUACUUGGUGGAUCGUUGUGGGGGAGGGGAGUUUGCCCCAGCGGAGCAGACCCACUGUGUGGAGAAAGACGCUGUAGAGAGGACCGCACAUGAUGAGAUACCAAAGGGAACAGUGCCGUGCGAAUUGUCUCACUUGAGCAAAACUGAGAGGAGAUUCAUCGAAAGUGACAUGUUCAUGAUUAAGCGUUACGUGAAUGAUUACAUAAGAGAGAGUAACAUACACAUGCAGAGGAGCUUAUUUAGAAGUGACAUGCCACAUAAGUUCGUCCUAGACAAAUACACAACCCUCAUUAACAACACACUGUUGCUACUGUUAUACAUGAACUACUUGUCCCUGACUUACCAAAAUAUGAACAUGAGCGAAAAUAAAAUAGUACAGAAAAAGAUCACCCAGCUGGAGAAGUACAAACACUACUUAAUGAAGAAAAUGUUGCAAAUAUAUUUUUUAAACAUCCCUUAUUUGUGUAACUAUUUGGUGGUCACAUUGGAAUUUUGUCUCCUCUUCAGUAGAACUCUUUUAACAAUAAAUUAUACGUCCUUCUCUCUGAUGAACGAAAUGAAAAGCAUUUUCAGAAAUGGUUACAUGUAUCGCUUGGUGAAUUGCUUAAACGCUUUACAGAGCAUGAAAACCUUCUACCACCUCAGUUGUUACCGUAGCGCUAAUUUAUAUUUUCACAAUUAUAAGAAAGUGGCCGAUGAGAAAUUUGAGUGCUUCGGGGCCGGAAGAGGCUGCAGUAGCGUUGCUGUGGGGCAGACCACAUUGGGACGCUUCACGCAGGAUGACACAGAUGGUAGUCUGAGCGAGUACGAUGAUUACAUUUACAAAGACGCAUUCAAAGAGGUGAAGGAAGUUUUAAAGAAAAAAACGAAGCAAUAUAUGCGAGAUUACUUCGAGAGAAGCAUGAAGAACAUUUUUUACCUGUUGGAUUGCUUCAAGGAUAUGUCGAGCAUUUCACUUUUUUUAAAUUAUUACCUUCACGAAAAUGCAAAAAUGAGGGACAUGUAUGAUAGUCUGCAUAUACAGAGCAUGAACAACAUUUACUUGUAUAAUUUUAAAGCGCUCAAGAUGAAUUACUACUUUGUGUGCACGGUGUUUUUAUCGGCUGUCCAGAUUUUUAAUUACACCUCGAACUUUUUCCACUCGUAUAAUUAUUUAAUUGAUUUGUAUGCCAAGUACAAAUAUAGCUAUUUCAUUUACGAUUAUAAUUUGCGUAAUUUUUUUUCCUUUUUUAAUGUAUACAUGUUUGAGAUGAGCAGGUUCCGACAGAGGAAAAGGACCGUUGUGAAUUUGAAGAACCAGGUGGACACCCUAUGCAUCAGUGACAUCUUUGACUUUAACAAGCUCCUGCUCCAGAAGGCAUUUCUAUUUUUGUGUUUUUUUUUCCACAAUUUUGAAAACGUCCUGCCAGACAUCUACUGUGUCAAUUGCGCUAAUAAAUAUUCUGUUGGAUGCUGGGAUAAGAAUGCCCUCCCCAUCGAUUUGGCUCCUGUGCGGCAUGGUGCGAAGGGGAAGAUUCCUGUGAGGGGAAUAUCGAAAGAGGAUGCUGUGAGUACUGUUAUUAGCUUCCCUGCAAGUGGAGUUACCAAUUUGCAGAGACCGCCUGGGAGGGGGCAUCCAAGAAUGGGCUCUAACCAUGUAGGUGGAAAUGACGGGGAGGACUUCCCACAUGCUGAAGUGGAGCGGGGUUCACAAGACAACUCCGCUGUGAUGGACUCAAAUAGAGAAGGGAAGAAGAAAGCCCAAGGAGGGUAUUUCGACAUGUUUUACAAAAGGGAAGGGGAUAAGAGGAUAACCAUUUCGGCGGAGCAUCUAGGUGACACAAGCCCCCUUGAGAUUGACGCCCAUAUGCACAAGGGAAUGAAAAAAUGUAAUGAGGCAGAAAUUCAUUUUGGAGUGCAGUCAACGCAUGGACAUUUGCAGGAGAGUGACACACAGAGGGGGGGUCAUUCUUCGGCAGAGAAGCGUCACAUGGAAGAUAGCCAGCUGACGCAUGAUGAAGUGCAAACCCAUAUGCACACAAACGGAAUAUCGCGACGAAGCAAAAAGGCCGCCGAAACGAAAAAUGGAAACGAUAAUAAGAACGAUAACCAGAAUGAGAAAGAGGAGCAUAGUAGGACCAGUGGAAAGCACACCGGAGGAAUUAUCUCCUAUUUUAAAAAUAAAAUAACCCGAAUGGGCAACAAAAAGGGAAAAGGAAAAGAACAGGUGAAGAAGAAAACGGCAAAUGGCUUCUCCUUUGAUGACGACUUCGUAGACGCAGAGGAACAUGCAAGGAGUAGUUCCUGCGGGGGGAACCACGACUGGGGCGGUAGAACCGUGAUGAGUGCUUCCCGGACCAGCAAGGGCGGUGCCAACAUGAGAGGGGGAGAGAAUGGCCAGGAUGACGGCAACUUCAAGGAGGGUGAAGAGUUUGACAAUCGGGAUAGAAGUGAACACCGCGAUGACGACCAUCUGUGCUCACGGAAGGUACGGGAGAAAGACGUGGAGCUUCUGAACGCAUACAAGUAUCUCCUGACCUACCAGAAAGGAAACAAAAGGAGGUUGUACGAUUACCACUUGAAGGAAGAGCUGCGGUGUAUGUGUAUAAACAAGUACAUACACGUGUGCAAUUUAAUUUACAAUUGCCUCAUGUACAUGUACGAACUGAAGUACAGAUAUAAAGACAUGAAUAAGAGCAGGUUCUGCCUCUUUUCCUACACAGCGUUUAGAAGGAAAAACGAAUUGAACAGUAGUAGUGUUCAUAACUCCAAGAUUCAAAACGAAAUUGUUAUCAACACGAGGCAUCUUCUUAACCUGGACUUCAUCAUUAUGAGUACGCUGUACCUAGCGGAAAGCAUUUACAUAAAUUUGUACAAGAGUAAAUUAUUCACAGACAUGUGUAUCUUUAAUAAUAUAAAAUACGUGUGCUUGGAGAAUACCGAGGCGAAGAAGAAGAACAGUUACCAAAAUGGAGAUCCCCUUGUCCACUCGGGAAGUAAUCGACAUCACAUCCCAGCUGCUUCUCGAAGGAAGGACAGAAGGGACACAGAUGGAAGUACCUACCAGUCGGACUAUAUGACGCAUGAGGAGAGUGCUGAUGGAGGCAGCUCCUUAAGUACGCGCGAUGUGCCUGAAGAGGAGGGCGAAGAGUGUGGCGAGAAGAGGAAGCGGAGUGGGGGCCGCCGAAAAAGCACUCCCUUCCAUUUGGCAGUGGAAAAAAUCAGUGGCAAGAAGAAGAAGAAGCAGGCGAAGAAGACGAAGAAGAAGAGAGUCGUCAUUGACUCGCACGAUAUAUGGAGCAGCGGUAGCGCGAAAGGUAACGACAGUGAAAGUGACACGGACAGCAGCAGCGAUAGUGGAGCAAGUAGAAAGAACAAAAGGAAAAAGAGAGAAAAAAACAAAACCAAGAGCAGGAGGAAAAACAAAAAUGAGAAGAAGAAGAGGGUCAGCAGGAUGACCUUUUUUCUAAAGCGAAGAAAAAAACACGAUACUCCAAAAAGCGCCAAAAAUCUGUCCUUAAACAACUACCUGUUUGCAGAAAAAAAUGUGUCCAAGAAAAGCUUCAAAAUUAAGGAGCCCUCGAUUAACUAUUUUCACAAUUAUAAAAUUCUGUCAGACAAAUAUAAAGCCAAGUUGGCCAGAAUGAAAAAGAAAAAAAGAAAAAAAAAAAAAGAAAAGGAAAAGGAAAAGGGAAAAGAAAAGGAAAAAGGGAAAAAUAAGAAGGAAAAAGAGAAAAAGAAAAAAGGACCGCUCAACGCAGCAAUUAGAGCAACCAACGACAAUGCCCUCUACAACUACGAUGGGACGUACGAAAUGGACAAGGGUCAUGAGGAUGAGGGUAAGGCUAGUGGGAAGGCCAGGUGGAAUAUUCGUAAUUUUUUCUUUGGACAGAAAAAGGAAAAGAGGAGAGACGACAUCACCCCCCAUGAGAAUGCACACCAGGAGAGGGAAAAUAUUUCUUCUCCUUAUCGUGAAAGUGAAUCUGCUCAAAUUAAAAACCUUUUCGUGAAACACAAAUCAAGGGACAUGAAAAACAGCGACAUGAAUUAUAUGCUUAGGAUGGAUCGAUGUAGCCUGGAAGAAGAAAAUAUGGAUCAGAUAAAACAACUAUUCAUAUCAUUUAAUAAUAAUUACAAGGAUAAGAAAAUCAGCAGUUACAUCAGCAACAUAUUCAGCUACACGUCGCUACAUUCUAACUUUAACGUGUUUUACCGAAGGCACUUUGAAAUUAUGGGGCAUAAAAUAAAAGUGAGCAGAGGGUUGCUCAAGGCACUGUACUCAUAUUACUACAGACAUAAUUUGUCCACAUUUUACAAGCUUUUUAAAAAAAUAGAAUAUAUAUAUGUGUAUUUAAAUUUACAUUUUUAUAACUCUCUUUUUAAUAUGGAUAUGAAGGAAGUGAACGAGGACAUCAACAAGUACUCUCUGUUCAUGGUGGUAAAGUACAUCAAAACACACAUGCACAAUAACCCCAAGCUGUAUACUACCUUUGUAAUAAAAGUGCUAAAUUUUGUUAACAACGCAGUACACAAAAUGGCCAACUAUCUAUGCAUGUACUUUUAUAAAGAUCUCAUGAACGUCCUACAUCAAUACCUAAUCCAAGUGAGCAUAAGUAAUAAAUUGACCAUGAACAAAUAUAAUUUAUUUUUGUUAAGAAAAAAUAAAAUGACCUAUGUACCUAUCUCUAACAUUUUAUUUCUGCAUUGUAAUCAGUUGAGUCUUAAUGAUAUAAUAAAAGUUUUGUACAGCCAUCCACAGUAUGGUCUUUUUUUAAGAACGGUAGCUGUGAGCAAUUUGGUGUAUUGGUACAAAAAGAGCACCAUCACAAAUUGUAUUUAUUUGCAACUGUUUGAGUAUUUGAAGGUUGAUCUAGGGAACAGAGUUUUUUUCUUUAUCGUUUUUUUCUCCUUCCAGUCAUUCCUCUUUCUCUACCAAUUCUUCCUCAAUUUGCACACGUACAUUGAUGAUGAGUAUUUGGUCGACUUGGCCUCUCUCCACGAGGAGGAACAGCACCACGCAUUGGUGAGUGUAGAGGAUGGGAGGUGUCAGGAACAAACGCGCAUUGUGAACGCAUGGGAUGAGCAACACAUGGACCAACAGUGUGUACUCUUUAACACAGACAUGUUUGCCCCCAGGACGAACCCGCUCAAGAACUUACUCAUGCUUCUCUUUUUUCCUAAGAACAACAAAGGAAAACUUCCCGCGGGAAACAAAAGUGGUAAUAAAAACCAAAAAGGCAUGAAUAUAAAUAAUUUUAUUUUUUUCAAAUAUCACAGUUACGUGAAGAAGUCACAUGUUCUGUCCAUAAAAUGUUUCCUCAUUAAAAAAUUAUUAAUACAAAAUUUGUGUGACAAGAGCAGGAAGGCAUUGAUCGAGUCGUGCAGAUUUCAUAAUUAUAUUUUUUAUAUAAGUAAGAGGGCGGCCCAAAUGGACAAGAAUAAUCAACACCAUUUCGUUAAAAUGGAAAUUCAGAAUUUGCUAAACCGUAUGGAUGUACAGAGGGUGAAGUUGUUAACCAGUAACAAUAUAGUGUGGAGCGUAUCGGAUGAGGUGAAGAUACUUAUGUCCGCUACAAGGACACCCAUUCUUAUUACCUUCAAGACGUGCAGGAGGGAGAAACUUGUAAUUGGUGCUUCGAUGAGCCAAACUACUGUUGGCAAUAUUCCAUGUCAUCAGGGAAAGGAGGUCAUGUCAAGGGAUCAGGUGGACAAGAAGCGAACGUACCAGCGCAUGUGGUCCCUUCCCAACGUUAAGAUGGCGACUGCGAAUGGAGGCUCAGAUUGUGCAGCCUCGAAGAAGAGAGAUCGGAGUCUAUUCAUUAGCGAACGAGAUGUCCCCCUUGGAGGAAAACCACCAGAGGAACGUACAGGGACUGGUUCACAAAUGAAACCACAUUCUUAUUACUUAUCCAGUGAGGAACAGAACAGGGGCGUACGUACCACAUACGAACAUUUAAGUAACCAAUGUGUAAGGAGCAGCGGAAGGCUGUUAGAUGAGCACAUGGAAGGCAGGAACAGUUUAAUAACCCUUCCUUCCCUACACAGUGCCCCUUUGACCUCCCAUAGAACGAACCAAAAUUUUGAAGACGUUUCGUACAUAUACAAAGUUAAUGAUGAUGUUAGGCAAGACAAACUGGUCAUACAGAUUAUUCACAUUUUUAUCCACAUCCUAAGUGAUUAUAAAUCGUUUUAUAAUUUAUUUCCUUACAAUAUCGUAACGAAUAAGUACAGCAACGUUCAUGUGAAGGGAACGGAGGGGGAUCGCAGUGGCAAGUGCGCCGAGGACGGGACGGAUGGGGGAAGGACGCAGAGUGGGCGAAAAUUCUCCUUCUCCUUCCAUCUCUUCAGGAAGAGAAAGAAAGGGUCAAACGAGGGGGAAGUGAGCAAAAAAGAUAGUGGCGGAGGAAACGCAAGUAAAAGGGACCCCUCCAAAGGAAUGGGCAGUACAAAUGAUGACCGCUCUAAAAAGAGUACCAGCCGGCGAGGAAGCAACAACCCUCGAGGCAGCACCGACCACGGUGAUGGAAAGACCCUUCGGAUGGACGAGUCCCGCUGCCCACGGAUACUCCAAAAGAAUAGAAACAUUCAGCAAAAAAAAAAAAAAAAAAAAAAAAAAAAAUUCGAAAAUUUCGGGGCAGUUAUUGAAGUGUUAGCAAAUACAAAAAGCAGACAUGAAAUAGGAAGAAAAUAUAAAAACAUAAUAAAAUUUUAUCACCUGAAAUUUUCUCACAUCAAUACGUAUAUCUAUGCUUUGAAAAAUUUUAUUUGCUCCUUGGCUGCCUACUCCCUUUUGUCCUUUGUUUUGCAAGUGAAGGACAGGCACAACGGCAACUUACUGUUCGACGAUUAUGGAAAUAUUAUCCACAUUGAUUUUGGUUAUAUCUUGAAUAUUUAUCCUGGUAUCUCCAUAAAUUUCGAAUUGGCCCCCUUUAAGUUAACGAGAGAAAUGAUCAUGCUCCUCACCAUGAAAAGUCAGAAGAAGCAGUACUUUAUUUUUACCUACAUUCAGUUGGUUGUCAAGGGGUACCUGCUGUUGAGGGAAAAGAGCGACUGGCUGAUUUCAUCCAUUCUGAGUCUGUCCCACUCGGACAUCAACUGCUUUAAGUACAACACGGUUGAGAAGUUGAGGAAACGCCUCAAACUUGAUAAAAGCGACAACGACGCGAGCAUUUUCAUGAUAAACAAAAUUCACCAGGCGUACAACAACAUAACGACGAUUAUGUACGACUACAUUCAGAACAUCCAACAGGGGAUCCAGUGA